CGUCGCGAUGCCCGCCGUCGCUGCAUCUUCCCGCAGCACCACCAACAAGGAGAACCGCGGCACCGCCUUUGCGCUGCACGCCGAGCGCUCCGACGACUCCGACGCCGACGCCGGCGCGCCCAGCAGCAAGUCGCGCCGCGUCGUGUCGGGCAGCAGCAGCAGCGCCGCACGCCGUGCCGUGUCGGCGAGCAAGGGCAGCAGCAGCAGCAUGCCGGAAGACAAGAUGGCCGCGCUGGAGCGGCGCCUCGAGCAGAUGACCGCCGAGCGCGACGCGGUGCAGGCCGAGUUCGACUCGCUGCGCGAGCUGCGCAAGACGGAGCCCGAGCGUGCGCUGAGCGAGUGGCGUCGGACCGCCGAGUCCAAGUCGCGGCACGCACAGGAGCUGAUCAGCACGCUCAAGGCGCGCCUGGAGUCGAGCGAGCGGCGGGUGCGUGCGCUCGAGGCAGGCGGCGCCACAGCUGCCGCUUCUGGCAGCACACGGACAGCGGAUGAGGACGAGCUGCGCGAGAUGGAGCGACAGCGCGAUGCCGGCCGUGCUCGCGAGCGCGAGCUGCAAGAAGAAGUCGAGCGGCUGCAGCUCGAGCUGCGGACGGAGGUGGCCAGCUCGCGGGCGCUCCUGUCGCGCGCACCGGCUGCCGUGGCACCUGCUGCUGCAGCGGCCGGCAGCAAAAGCGCCUCCGCCGAGGAGCGCGCCGUGCGGCGGCUGUACGAGGACCUUACGGGCCUCAUUGUCAAUGGCGUGGAGCUCUACGACACGAAGCGCGGCCUGCGCCGCUUCAAGUCUGUCUUUGCCUGCUCCGGCUACCAUGACCUGCAGCUCACGCUCGAGGAGUCGCGAUCCAUGCUGCCCGGCUACGCCGACGGCCACGAUGCGGCGCCGGAGAAGGAGCGCGACGACCUCGUGUACAUCCCGCACCUCGACGAGCAGCGCGAUGCCGAGCUCAUGGCGUCGGAGAGCAUGCCUGCGUACCUGCUCGAGACGAUCCGCUUCGACCGGCAAGCGUCGCUCAAGUUCUUGGGCAACGUGCAGCGUGGCCUCGCUCGCCGCUCGGGCCGCAAGUAGCGCUGCUCCUUGACCCCUCUCGUUUCCAUGAUCCAAUGAUUCCCGCGUGGCCCGCAUGCUCUGUAUAUCUGCGCGCACUCGCGCCUGUGCUAUUAUCUGUUUCAUUCGUCAGG
This is a messenger RNA of Tilletiopsis washingtonensis, 1176 nucleotides long. RefSeq lists its product as hypothetical. Gene Ontology annotation, biological process: homologous chromosome segregation; meiotic sister chromatid segregation; attachment of mitotic spindle microtubules to kinetochore. Bases 8 to 1063 code for a protein of 351 amino acids. Gene Ontology annotation, cellular component: nucleolus; mitotic spindle; chromosome, centromeric core domain. Lineage: Eukaryota; Fungi; Basidiomycota; Exobasidiomycetes; Entylomatales. Gene Ontology annotation, molecular function: protein binding; microtubule site clamp. The transcript has 7 exons. The record is from RefSeq and is a predicted model, not a curated record.